This is a messenger RNA of Pyrus x bretschneideri (Chinese white pear), 1114 nucleotides long. RefSeq lists its product as uncharacterized. NCBI's taxonomy places the organism in Eukaryota, Viridiplantae, Streptophyta, Magnoliopsida, Rosales, Rosaceae. The transcript has 3 exons. The coding region runs from base 82 to 918 and encodes 278 amino acids. The record is from RefSeq and is a predicted model, not a curated record.
GUACACUACUGCCAUGGACUAGCUUUGAUUGAAAUCAAAGCUCCAAGUCUUGAAACAUUUUGGUUUUGCGGGAAGAAAAACAUGCCCUGCAAAAUUAACUUGGCUGAAUGCGAGUCUCUGAAAAGACUGACGUUAGAGGACAAUGGAAUGACAGACAACCAGUUUCGUGAUCGGUUCUUUAUGUUUCCUCUCCUGGAGAAACUGGAUCUACAUAAAUGCCUUUACUUGAAAAAUAUAAGAAUUGCAAGCCAUCGGCUGAAAAGGCUAGUCUUAAGAGGUUGCAAGAAGCUAGCGUAUGUUGAAAUUGAUACUACUAAUCUUCUUUCGUUUGAGUAUGAAGGUGAUGAAAUGCCCUUUUCUUUUUUGAAUCCUAUAAGUUUGAAGGAGGCUAAGUUUUCAUUUGCACCAGUGAAAAACGUCAUAUCUGAGCCUGAAUGGUUUCUUAAAAUGCGAAAAUUUCUUGGAAAGCUGGAUCAUAGAGACUUUAAACUGGUUGUUUACACCAAUAAGAAUGUCAUCAUCCAUGAAAAUCUUAGAGAAAUUUCACUUCCUCCAAACUGUGGUCUGAAAUUUGAAUUAGUCCAAUCAUCAGUGGGUACCGAGGAACUAUUAGAUAGUUCAUUGCAGAAACGGCAGCUGGAGACCCUGUCUGUAGUUUGGUCUUCCGGCAGUGAAUUCCUCAAGUUGGUACGUAAGAAGAUUACCAGAAAGGAAGAUCCAACGUGCUGCAUAAGUAUGAAUUCAACCAAUAAAUGUUGGCGACACUUCUUAAAGGAUGCCCGGAUGGUGAACUUGAAAGUGGACAAACACGCGGCUCCAUGGAUGGCGUGGUUGAAGUCACAUCCAAGGGUUAAUGAGAUCACUUGUUUUAGAUUGAAGUGGAAAUCUGACAAAGAUGGUAGGAUGGCGUCCCGCUAAGGUUUACAUUUAACUUGAAUUUUAUUUUUAUGUCACAAUGAAAUCCUAUUUGAAUAUUUUUUUUAUUUUUUUUAAUUUUGGUGUGGAGAUUAUAUGACUAUGGUCUUCCUUCUAAGUUUUUCAUUUAGGUUAGUGAGUUUCCACGAUCUUGUAAAUGAUCGUUUUAACGACUUUAGUUACAAACUCCCUUCUUGUA